This is a messenger RNA of Cryptomeria japonica (Japanese cedar), 1535 nucleotides long. Its product is annotated as probable histone chaperone ASF1A. Gene Ontology annotation, cellular component: nucleus. The record is from RefSeq and is a predicted model, not a curated record. The transcript has 3 exons. Gene Ontology annotation, molecular function: histone binding. Bases 423 to 1010 code for a protein of 195 amino acids. NCBI's taxonomy places the organism in Eukaryota, Viridiplantae, Streptophyta, Pinopsida, Cupressales, Cupressaceae. Gene Ontology annotation, biological process: DNA replication-dependent chromatin assembly.
CGCAAAUUUGGUAGUAAUAAAUGUCAUAAAACCUCUCCAUUUCAUUUUCCUGUUAAAAUUUUCCUUUCCAAGUAAGAAAUUUCAAACGCUUCGCGAGUCGCUUCCUGUUUUCUAUCCCGUUUCCCGUGGAAUUUAUGAUGGAAAAUAAUCAAAAUAAAUUCUGCUAAGUGGAAGCCGAUACGCCGGAGUAAUCAGAGCGAAGAGGAGGUCUGUCGAGUGUAAAGAUUUUCAACUAUUUGAUCUCUCCUCUACCAAAAAACAGUAUAAACUAAAUCUUCCUCACUGUACCUCCUCUGUGUCAUGUAGUUAAUGAGGGAGAGUUGUCUCACUUGAGUAUCGGCAGGGGAGGUUUUCCGUGCGUGUAGCCUUUUUAGGUGUUCAGAUUGUUGGUUUGAAAUUUUGGGUGUUUGAAAUAAUAUAAAAUGAGUGCGGUGAGCAUAACCAACGUAACAGUGCUGGACAAUCCUGCUGCUUUUCUCAAUCCGUUUCAAUUUGAGAUAUCAUAUGAAUGCCUGGUUCCUCUAAAAGAAGAUUUGGAAUGGAAGUUGACAUAUGUUGGGUCAGCAGAAGAUGAAUCUUAUGAUCAGAUGUUGGAGAGUGUACUUGUUGGACCUGUUAAUGUUGGCAAUUAUCGCUUUGUUUUCCAGGCAGAUCCGCCAGAUCCAUCAAAAAUUAGGGAUGAAGACCUCAUUGGUGUGACAGUUUUGCUGCUCACUUGUUCAUACAUGGGCCAAGAAUUCUUAAGGGUUGGAUACUAUGUCAAUAAUGAUUACGGUGAUGAGCAGUUGCGAGAGGAGCCUCCUCCAAGAAUUCUAAUUGAUAGGGUGCAAAGGAAUAUCUUGGCUGACAAGCCUAGGGUGACAAAGUUCCCAAUCAAUUUUCAUCCUGCAACCAUUGGUCCUCCUGAAGAUCCUGGUCUUCCACUUGAUGAUCCUGGUCUUCCAACAGAUGAUCCGGGUCUGUCUUCCACUGAUGCUAUGGAGGAAGUGCCACAAGAGUUUCCAAGCUAAUCUUGAGAAAUUUGUAAAUAAAAUACUUUUUUUUGUUAUCGCUUGUGAGACUUGGGAGGAUAUGCUUCAAGUAACACAUCUUCACCCCCAAUCUUCCAAACCGUCGUCUGUUUUGUAGUUCAAAAUUUUGUGUUUGAGGCCUUAAAAUGACUGGAUACAACAUUGGAAAUUUAGGAAGAAUUCUUGCAGAUACAUGUGAAAUGACUGGAGAACUUGCAACUGACUUUUUGAGAUAUAUGCUAAUAGCUUUCCAACCUUGAUUCUUACCUACCAUACCUGUCUCUAACAAAACAUUAAUGUGGAAAGGGUUUUCGAUGGUUGAAUAAGAACUUAUCUCUGAAUAUAUGUAAGGAAAAGUGAAGGGAAGCAAGUUUAGCACCUUUAUCACUUGCCAUUUUCAAAAGUUGAGUAAUUCUCAAUGUACUUUUGUAGUUUAAUUUCAAAUCACGGUUACAAGUAAAUUGUAUAAAAUGUUUUACUUGUGUUCAUAAACCAUGUUGGAUCUAUACUAUGUAGUUCAUUUUA